Dicentrarchus labrax (European seabass) is the source of this 7511-nucleotide messenger RNA. RefSeq names its product SIK family kinase 3 (gene sik3). The coding region runs from base 29 to 3886 and encodes 1285 amino acids. NCBI's taxonomy places the organism in Eukaryota, Metazoa, Chordata, Actinopteri, Moronidae. Gene Ontology annotation, molecular function: ATP binding; tau-protein kinase activity; protein serine/threonine kinase activity. Gene Ontology annotation, cellular component: cytoplasm. The transcript has 26 exons. Gene Ontology annotation, biological process: protein phosphorylation; intracellular signal transduction; microtubule cytoskeleton organization. The record is from RefSeq and is a predicted model, not a curated record.
CUUGUUGUUCCCGCAGAGAGGCGAGAAGAUGGCGGCCGUGUCAAGCGGAGGUGCUGCUGGGUCCGCUGCGGCCGGGAUUACGCACUCUCCCCGACCGACCCACGCAGGCAUGGGCUCCCAGAACCGAGCCCAGCCAUCCUCCGGGAUCAGCCACCCCGGUCGUGCCAGCACGGCCCCUGGGUGCAUCACCAAUCCUGGCCACACUUCGGCCACCAGGCCCCCCCCAGCCCGAGUGGGCCACUACGAAAUCGAGCGGACCAUCGGCAAGGGAAAUUUCGCGGUUGUUAAACUAGCCACACACAUCAUUACCAAAGCAAAGGUGGCUAUAAAAAUAGUGGACAAGACCCAGCUGGAUGAUGAGAACCUGAAAAAGAUCUUCAGAGAGGUGCAAAUCAUGAAGUUGCUGAAGCACCCCCACAUCAUCCGCCUCUACCAGGUGAUGGAGACAGAGAGGAUGAUCUAUUUGGUAACAGAGUACGCUAGCGGUGGAGAGAUAUUCGACCAUUUGGUGGCUCAUGGGCGAAUGGCGGAAAAGGAUGCCAGGAAGAAGUUCAAGCAGAUUGUUGCAGCAGUCCAUUUCUGUCACUGCCGCAACAUCGUCCACAGAGACCUGAAGGCUGAGAAUCUGCUGCUGGACCACAACCUCAACAUCAAAAUCGCAGAUUUUGGCUUCAGUAACCUGUUUUCUCGAGGCCAGCUAUUGAAGACAUGGUGUGGCAGUCCUCCUUAUGCUGCACCAGAACUCUUUGAGGGCAAGGAGUACGACGGACCUAAAGUAGAUAUAUGGAGCUUAGGUGUGGUGUUAUAUGUGUUGGUGUGCGGCGCCCUGCCUUUUGAUGGCAGCACUCUACAAAAUUUGCGGGCACGUGUCCUCAGUGGCAAGUUCCGCAUCCCCUUCUUCAUGUCCACAGACUGUGAGUACUUGAUCAGACACAUGUUAGUGCUGGAGCCCAGCAGACGGUUGACCAUGGAGCAGAUCUGUAAGAACAAGUGGAUGAGACUAGGAGACCCAGACCCAGACUUCGACAGGUUGAUAGCGGAGUGCGAACAAGUGAAGACUGAGAGAGAGACGGAGGUCAUCAUUGAGCAGGUUCUGAUAGCCAUGUCUGAGAUGGGCCUGGAGCGAGAGCGCACACUUAAGUCUCUACAAACAGAUGCAUACGAUCACUACAGUGCCAUCUACAGUCUGCUGGCUGACCGCCUCAAGAAACACAAGACCCUGCCUGUUGCCCCACCCACACCACGCUCCAUUAGCUAUCCUCUUAAUGCUGUACAGACGGAUCCGCAGGGUAAUCCCGUUAGCAUGACUGUUCCCCAUGUCCAGCUCAUCAACCCAGAGAACCAGAUUGUUGAGCCGGAUGGCAGCAUGGCACUGGACAGUGAUGAAGGGGAGGAACCAUCUCCCGAGGCCAUGGCUCGCUAUCUUUCGAUGAGGCGACACACUGUGGGCGUACCAGACCAAAGGACAGAGAUGCAGGAGGACCUCCAGAAACUGCCACCAGGUUUCCCUCGUGGUGCAGUGCCCCAACCCCCAUUUCCCCCACUGGCCCCCACAAUGGGCCAAAUGCACACACUCAUGCCCACGCAGAGCUUGCAGCCCACACAGCAGCUGGAGUACAAGGAGCAGUCCUUGCUGCAGCCACCCACCCUACAGUUGCUCAACGGCAUGGGCCCUCUUGGUCGAAGAGCUUCCGAUGGCGGUGCCAACAUUCAACUACACGCUCAGCUCCUCAAGAGGCCCCGGGGGCCCUCACCACUUGUCGCCAGCCCGCACCCUAUCCCUGCGGUAGCUCCCGUGGAUGAAGAAGGUUCAGACGGAGAGCCAGACCAAGAGGCAGUACAGAGGUACCUGGCGAACCGCUCCAAGCGGCACACGACGCACGCGCUCACGAGCACAUCGCAUGGCGAGCCCUCGGCAGAGUCACAGCGGCCCCAGGGCCCCCGCCAGAGGGGGGGCUGGGCCCCCGACAUACACACCCGAUCCAGCUAUAAGGACUGUAACACCCUUCAUCUCCCCAUGGAGCGCUUCUCACCUGUCAGACGGUUCUCUGACGGCGCUGCCACCAUCCAGGCCUUCAAGGCUCAUCUAGAGAACAGCAGCCUCAUUAAGCAACUCAAACAGGAGUGUGAGCAGCUCCAGAAAAUGUAUGCUGCCCAGCAAGACGAGCGAUUCCUGGAGCACACCCAGCAACAGCAUAUCCUCUACCAGCAAGAGCAACAAAUCCUCCACCAGCAAAUCCAGGGUCUGUCUUUGGGCCAUGGAGAGAGCCAGCCCAGUCACCUAACCCACCAGCUCCAGAGGUUGCGUAUCCAGCCCUCCAGCCCUCCGCCAACACAUCCCAGCAACCACCUCUUCAGACAGCCCAACCAGAGCCCUCCGCCUGGCUCUGCAGGCAUAAUGCAAGGGCAUGGAGGUCCGUCAUCAGUUCAGUACCAGCACGGUACUCCAGCGCUGUAUCAGGGCCAGAGUGGCAGUCCACCUCCCACAGGCCUGGCACGAGUCUCUCUACCAACCAAUCAGCAAGCAGCAUCUGCACGCCCCACCGUCCCACUGGCACAGGGUGUACCUCAACAACAGCAGGUGACCAUUCAGGUUCAGGAAGUGGAGCUGGGAGGUGGGGCGCAGCGUCAGGGAAGCUUUUUGUCCACGCCAGGUGGACACAGAGUCCUCGGGAAGCAGCUGAGCGCAGACAACGCCGAGUCGCACAGUCGCAGCCUUGGUCGCUUCACAUCGGGCUAUGACCAGGCUCAGUUCAAUCCCCACCUUUUCUCUGGCGACGCCACCUCCCGGGGCGUCUCUGGAGUGGUCGGCUCCUACAGUCCCUACCUGCAGGGUGCCUCCCUCAAAGUCCCUGGCCUGGAGGGUUACCAGAGCGGGGUGGUGGGGACCAGCAGCUACGGCACCCCCUCUACACUACAGCAAGCCUUGCUCUCCCCAACCCCUUUGGACUACCGCCCCCCACAACAGCACGUUACUCCCACACUGCAGGGCCUCCUGUCCCCCCGCCACUCUUUAACAGGCCACGCCGACCCCAGGCUUCCCCCCCAAGAUCUGGCUGCCUUGCUAAAGAGGCAGAGCCCUCGGCCGUGCCAAGCACCCCCCACACCACCCAGCGGUGCACCCCAAGAGUAUGAAGAGAUGCUGCUUCUCCGCCAGCUGAGCCAGGGUGAGAGCUUGGAGCCACAGGCACCACAGGGUGCCUCUGGGGGCCAACACUACCAUCACCUCCUCCAGAUUCGACCCCCGGAUGUCCAGCCGCAACAGCACCCAGCCCAGACACCUUGCCCAGGCUUACCUCACUCAGAGAGCAUGGAGGAGGAUGAGGUGCCAGCUGGGUACCAUCACCCACAUGAGGGCCUGCUGGCCAAGGCAGUUGAAGGUCAUGAGCUCCUGGGGCCUCCCCGAGGAGGCACCCCACCCUACAGCUCCCCGACACACAGGCAUGGUGGCUACAUAAGAAGUGCUCCAGCAAAUAGAGAAUCUGAGCAUGUGGAGUGCAGGCCCCAGGGGCAGGCAAUGGAGGUGCCUGAUCAUAAUGGUGUGGGCUAUUCGCGAGGUCCCCAGGGUGACGCCUAUAGGUCCCGUGGACAGCUACAGCGCCACCACACCAUCCAGACCUGUGACGAUGCCUAUGAUCAGGCAGACCCCAUGUCUGGGAUGAGCCUGUUGGCUGGGAAGGCACUAAGCUCCGCUCGCAUGUCAGAUAUUCUCAGCCAGACGUCACUGACAGGAAGCCAGCAGCUGCACCAGCGGGAAGAGUCGGUGUGUGAUGUGGAAGGGGAGCUCCAUGCGGCAGCCUGCUACCCCUCCUCCUGCACCAGUGACAUGCUCCUCAGCUACAAGCCCCCUGACCUGCAGUACAGCAUGGAGCAGGCCGGGGUCUAGCACAGGAUGGGGUGUAUCCUGUGUACAGCGGUCCAUAUCAGCCAUCCUAAGUUGCGUUGACUUGAGUUGAGCAGCAUCACGCCAAACCACCGUCGUCUGCCCAAGCGGGGGGGCGCUCUACGUCCAUCUGUCUGUCUCCAUCUGUCCCUGGGAGGGCAGUCUGCGCAAGAGAGGGGGAGUGUGGGUGGGUGUAGACAUUAGAGGGGUUGGGGUCCACAGGUGGGGGGGGGGGGUCCUCGGGGUUCAAAAGUCAAAGUGCCAGCAUUUUCUGCACAGACAUCCAGCAUUCAUCGCCGCAGGUUGUCUCCUCUUCUCACCUCGCAUCAUGGGUAGAUUGGGGUUCCACUCCUCCCUCUUUCGACUCAACCCCCUCACCUCCUCCUCCCCCACGCCCACCUGCUGUCCUGACCUAAUCCUCCCCUUUUCACCCUUCGUCUUCUAUUAACUGUUGGCAUACUUCAUUACGUGCCUCAUUGGCCAACACAUCGAUACAGUCAUAUUUGCAAGAACAUAGUCCGAUAACACAAAGAAACAUACACACUGCUGCCACAAACCCAAAGUAUUCACAUUAGGAGUGUGUGUGUGUGUGUGUGUGUGUGUACGUGUGUGUGUACGUGUGUGCGCGUGCGCGCCUGUGUACGCAUGACUGAGAAGAACAGGCGAUUGGAGAGGAAAGGUGUCUUGGGUUCAGACUGCUCCUCCUUCUCUCCCCCCUCCUGCUGUACCACAGCAGAUCAUUCCGGAGCAGGCUGAAGUCUCAGCAGUGACGGCCCCCUUUUCGGCCGGGUGGCGGGUGUUUUUGGUCAGGCUCCAACCGGGCAACAAAACCGCUCUCUCCAAAGAUGGAGCUCAGUGACAUCACACAGGACAAACCAGCUCUCUCAUUGUUUUUGUUGUUUUGUUUUUGUUUGUUUUUUGUUCUGGCAUUCAUUUUAUUUUUUAUUUUUAUUUUAAAAACUCAUUUUUACGGCUAAUGUCCAUGUAGGCAUUAUGGUCAAUAUUGUUACUCUUAUUGUUAUAACUGUUUUCUGUAAAAGAGGUUUAUUAUAAUGAAUAUUAUUAUUAUUAUUAUUAUUAUUAUUAAAGGAAAAAACAGUUCUGUGUUGCAAGGAAGACAACAUUGUUCUUUGAUUACUUAAGUAAUUCUGCACUUUCGGUUCAAGCUAUCCUCUCUGUUUCCACCCCCAUUGCAGUUCCUCUCUCUCUCUCUCUCUCUCUCUCUCUCUCUCUCUCUCUCUCUCUCUCUCUGUCAUACUGUUACUCUGCUUUUCAAACCUUCUUCCCAUCUCCUGCAGCCCUAACUUUCUCACGCUGUGUUACCCCUUUUCUCCAUCCUCCUUUCCCUUGUCAGUGACAGUGUAUUGCAUUGUGGGUAGUUUUACCAGACAUUUGCUCCUUUCCUUGUACAGUGAUGCCAUGUAUAGAACGCUAUUGCAAUUUCUGUAUCAAAUCUUUUCUUUUUGUUACUUUUUUUGGUUGUUUUUAGGCUUUUUUUAUAUUGGUAUUGUUUAUCAUUUGUAUUUUUUGGAUGUCUUCAAAAUGUUUUCUUUUUUGUUUUGUUUUUGUUUUAUGAAUCUUGAGAUUUCUAGCCAAAAGAGGACAGAGAGAAGAGAGACAGUACUCUUUCUCUGUCGUAAAAAAGAUUGUUCUUAUUUGUUUUAAUAUUAUAUCGAGACACUUGAAUAAGAGGAGAGUAAUUAUUUUGUGUUUCUUUUUAAAGUAUCAUUUCAAUCGAUGUUGUGACUGUCAUUCUUGUUGAUGUUGGGCCUGUUUUCUGUUAAUGGGGUAGUUGUGGCAGGCUAUACAGGGUCAGGCUUUGGGCUUUGUCUGGGUUGGUUCGGGUGCUACAGAGACUUAACACUUAAAAAAAAAAAAAAAAAAAAAAAAAACAAAGACAAAAAACGAAGGAAUAACUUGUAAAAUAGCUGACAUAUCAUCCUAAGCAUCACAAGUGUGGAGACGGACAAACCCACUUCUCUUUCUCUCUCUUGCUGCCCUGCCUAUCUGCUGUGAUCCUUCCACCUUCUUUUACUACAUCGGCUUCUGAUCGGAUGACGCCUUACAGACAUGGCCCCUCCUCCCAAACUAAUCUUGUCACUCUGGCAACCAAGGAGGAAACUACAACUACUAUUACUCAACCCCCCCCCUCCUCUCCCCGCUUUUGGUUUUCUUGGACUUACGUCGUUUUUCGGCCUCGCUUUGUUCUCCUGCCCCAAGCCUGGAAGGGAAGAUGGGAGGCAGGGUUUCAUUAACGGUUGAUGGAUCUCGUUGCAGUUGGAUACACCUGGACGCACCUCCAAAACCAUAAAAGGGAAACAUUUCAACAGGUGACUUCAGGAAUAAACUGUUUGAAUUGGACUUCCACAGCAGAGGAAUACAAAGUCGUGGUCAGAGCAGGGCUGGGUGUGCCCACCUUAAACGGGUCCGCCAAGGUCUGUGCCCUAAGCCGAGUCGGGCUCAAGCACAGUCGGAUGGAGAAUACAGCACACUGGGGACCACAGCAGAAGAUUGAACUCCUGUCUCUUUCUCCCUUUUUUUAAAAUUUAAUUUUAUUGUUUGCUCUCUACUUAUCCUCCCAUAUACAAUACCCUGGGAUACUGAGUCUGUAUUGGGCUAGCAAGAGACUGUGGCGCAAAGAAUACAGCUCCACUCGUAUGUGUUUAUACUGGCCGGAUUCCACAAUAACCUGGCUGCAGCGGUUGACUUUUCAUAUGCUAUUUACAUCUGAGAGCUGCAGAUGUUGUCUUGCAGCGCCUGUGCUUUCCAUUCGCACCCAUGUCACUUCCUGUUUACCAACAUCCACUCUUCAUCAGAGCGGGUGGGGCUAGCGUUAGCGAUAAAUCUAAAUCUCUUCAAACAAAGAGUGCAAUACAGAGAGUGGGACGGAUUUCUGAAAUGAACUCGAUGUGAGAGGUUUUCUGUUUUCUUCCCAAACUGAGUUAAUGUCUCUUUGGGCAGAAGAAGCUCGUUUCCAUUCCAUUCAGAUCUCAUUCAUUCCUCUUUCAGAUCUGCCCUACUGUUUUCUCUCAUUGUUUACACCAAGCCAAAACUGAGAUCUGGAUGAGAAAGAAAUGGAGUACUUGUGAGUACUUGUUGGGAAUUGGAGAGGAAACGACUGGAAUGGAAUACAUUGCAUGUCUCUUGUCCCACGGCAGGCUAGAAACUCUAAAGUUACAAACCAGAGGUUCCACUUUGUCUAAUAUGGUGACCGGUGGCGGAGCUGUUGUUUCGGGGAAGAGCGGAGGCACACAGGAAGGGACAGCUGGAGUGGAUGGAAAGCACUGCAGAUGAUUCAGAGGUAAUGGGGAGCAGAGCGCUGUUUCACAUACACCUUCUGCCUGAUCAGACUGACCCUUCUCCUCCCUCCUUUCUUUUUUUCUGUCUUAACUCUUCCAUCCCUCCUCCUCUCUUUUCUCCUCCCUGCUCAGCAAGCCAGCUCUCUGCUCUAUUCCUGUUUCUUAGGUCAUUUUGUUUUCUAUUGGUUCAUUUUGUCUUUAUUUGUUUUUAUGUUCAUUUCUGUUGAGUACAAAAAUACUAAAGUGCAACAACAAUGAUUAAAAAGAAUAUCAACCAAACUGAGAUGAAUAAAUAAAUAUAUAUAAAUAAAGAAAUAAUUUAAAAAGGU